Molecule: messenger RNA, 2169 nt
Organism: Priceomyces carsonii
Lineage: Eukaryota; Fungi; Ascomycota; Pichiomycetes; Serinales; Debaryomycetaceae
Exons: 1
Coding region: 1-2169 (722 amino acids)
Biological process (GO): maintenance of mitotic sister chromatid cohesion; mitotic sister chromatid cohesion
Cellular component (GO): SMC loading complex; chromatin
Molecular function (GO): double-stranded DNA binding
Source: RefSeq, a predicted model, not a curated record
AUGCUUGAUUAUCAAAACUUCAAUGAAAGAAAGAGAGUUUAUCAAGUUGAACCUUCGCUUAAGAAGCAAAGAACAGAUGACACAAAGGAAGAUGAAUCGAGUAGAUGCAACUUACCGUGUGCGGUCAACAAUAACGAGUUUGAUCUUGAAAUUCCACUCAGUGAAACUGGAACAUAUGAUAAUGAACUUGUCGUCAAAAAUUUGCUUAUAACUUCUAAAGUUUUUCUUAAAAGAGCGCAUGCAUUUGUCUUGAAUGCCAAUAGUCAUGAAGGUACGAAAAGAUAUUUCAAAAUGAUAAAGAUCUCAAUAAAGGCAUUGUUGAUUUUGAUCAAAAAGUAUGGGCAGUGUUUAAACCCUAUGCUUGAGCUGGUUGUUUACUUCAAGCUAGCCAAAAUAUACUUUAGUGAAACCGAUAAUUUAAACAAAGCGGACGACUACGUUAACAAAGCAAUUGUAAUAUCUACAAGAAACAACUUGAUAAAAGUAAAGUGUAUUAGCGAGCUACUUGCUGCACAGAUUCUAGAAAAGACUAAUACUAAAAUACUAUUAAAAUAUGUUGAUGAAAAAAUGAUUUCAUACAAAAAUGUGGGCCUAAAUCACUUAUCAAAUUUAUUCAAAAUCCUUAAAGUGAAUAAUUUGAUUUACAGCGAUUAUACUACAGCUCUUGUUGUACUACAGUCAUUAUCCAACGAUCCCGACAUAGACAAAGUGAACAGAAUAUUGUGUUUGCUCUUUCAAAGUAAUAUUCAUCUUUAUAGGGGGUCUCCCAUCCAAGCACUGAAACUUUUAGAAGAAGUUGAGAAUUUGAUUUCACUGAAAGAUGUACCCAGUCAGAUCUAUGCGAUGCUUCUCUUGCUGAAAUAUUCUACCUUAAUACAUAAUAACAAUCCCGGAGAAACGAAAAAAAUGAUGCAUGAAAUAAAUGCCUUUAUAACAAAUGAGCAGAAAAAUGAUUGGAUGUCCUGGAGAGAGGAUGGCUUUUUUAAAUUGAGCUUGUCAGUUAGUCUCGCUGGGGAUAAUGACAUAUCGUAUCAAGUUUCCUGGUUGAAUUCCGAUGAGUUUGUUAUAUUAUUUUAUUUCAUCACUGGUGUUGCUUUACUUAAUGAGACAUACGGAGGAAAGAGCAAGGCAAAGAAGGUAUUUGAAAAGUGCUUAGAGGUAAUUGAGAAGCAACUCAAAGAGCUCACUCGUGUGACGCAAGGUUCGAGAGAUUUUCCUUUAAACCAGCUCAACAACAAGAUACUCAAAUUAAAUUUCAUCAAGUACCAAGUAAUGUAUUAUCAAGUUUGGGCCAAUUUUAUAAAAGGUGAUCUUGGCGACUUGACACCGCUCAACGAGUUUAUGACAUACUAUAACGAGGGAAAGUUUACAAAUGAAGAGCUAUGUUAUUAUAAGUUGUUAUUACCAAAGUUAUUUUAUAUUUUUGCCAUAUACUACCAAAACAAAGGGGACAUAAACGCAGCGAAGAACUAUUUUAUGAAGACUCGUAACUAUUCUAGUAGUCUUAAAAAGACUCGGGAUAAAAACGUACCGAUUUUGCAGUUAGCUUUGGGGGUUGGCAGUGAAUGUGUGCGAGCAGAGAAUAAUUUCAGCGAGUUAUACGUUUUUUCAACGUUACACCUUCUAAUUCUUAGUGAAUAUGAGUUGAGCACCUUAUCGAAGUGUAUGUCGCCAACUUUGGACAUAAAUAACUGCCACAAGUUUUGUACAAUAUUGUAUCAAGAUUUAUCCAAGGUAUUUAAUAACUCUCAUGAAGCAGCUUCCAACAGCUUUUCAAUGAGCUUCGUAAGUUCCAACCUGCUGCUCGAGUUUACGUACAAACUUCUUCUCUUCCUAUAUGACUCAAAAUUUUCUAAAGGUGAAAUUAAACAACUUGAAGGAUCUAGCUUUCCAUUCUUAGAGUAUUUGCAGCAGUAUCUCAUUUACAAGGCAUCAGGAGAUUUAGGAGAAAGGAACGAAUAUUUUCAAAAAUGCAUCGCAAACACUGCCGAAGGAGCUGGGUCAGAAUUGGAAAACGCAUUAAACAUAAUUGUUCUUCAAGAUCAUGCUACAAGGUUGCAAGAGAUGGGCCAGGAAGAGGAGCGCCGAAUAACCGAGACGAAAAUAAAGUCCAUAGAGGUAACGCGUAGUAAAAAAGUCAAGCUACUUGCCUCUGCUAACACCAUAUAA